CUAUACCGCUAAAUUUUAGUUUGUUUAUAAGUGAAGUGUAGUUUGUUGAAACUUUUAGUAUAAGGUUUUAUCCAUAUCAAAUGGUAAUUAAAAUAACAAAAACAUUUCUUGGAAAUGGAAGACAAACAAAUGAAGCUAAGGAACAGCAUUCAAAUCCAAAAUGACAUUCAAACUCAAGAGAAAUUGAAAGAUCAUUUAAAAGAAUAUUGCCGAUAUACUUCCAUUCAUGGAUUAAAAUACCUUGGGGAAACGAAAACUGUUGCCGAAAGAGUUUGGUGGGUAAUAUCGAUAUGCCUGAGUAUUUGCUUUUGCAGUUAUAUGAUCUACCAAAUAAUAUAUAAAUAUAUUCAUUAUCCAGUCAUAGUAACCUUUUCCAUGAAAGAAACACGGUUGCAGAAAAUACCCUUCCCAGCUGUCACCAUAUGUCCGAGAGCCAAAAUCUCACAGGAUUACCUAAAUUUGACAGAUAUUUUCGAAAGAAAAUAUAACGGGUUACCCAUAACAGAGAACGAAAAGAAGGGCAUAAGCAUGGCAUCACAAAUUUGCGAGUUUUAUCCACCAACAGAGAAAUUUAAUGUAUCCAAUGCAGAAUUUUAUGAUUUUUUAUUACAGAGUAGAACAGAACUUUUUACCUACUGUGGCUACCUUGGGUUGGUAGAAUAAUUGUAGCGAGAUAUUUACACCGAUUAUUACUGAGGAAGGCAUUUGUUAUUCAUUUAAUAUUCUCGAUAAACAUGACAUUUUCAAUGAUAACAACGAAGUAGUAUUUGAGGACUUUCAUAAUUCCCCUAUAUCGCAUAACUGGGAUGUUGAAAGUGGAUAUACCAAAAGGGAAGUAACAAUGUAUCCUAGAAGGGCUCUGAGAGUUGGCCUGAAGAAUGCGUUAUAUGUUAUCCUUAAAACAAAAAAAUCAGAUGUAGAGUAUGAGUGCGCUCUAGACGAGUCUGGAUAUCGCGUGAAUAUUGACUUACCAUUAAAUAUACCAGAGAUAGGAGAAAACUUUAUAUCAGUUCCUUUAAAUCAAAGGGUUAUAGCUCAAAUUACGCCACAUAUAAUAAAAACUUCGGAUGGCGUUAAAAACUUUGCUGUUUCAAAGAGAGAUUGUUAUUUUGAAUCAGAGAGAUCUCUUAAGUUCUUUAGAAGGUAUUCACAGGCCAAUUGUUUACUGGAAUGUAAAACUAAUUAUACCUUACGAGAGUGUGGGUGUGUUGGAAUUAAUAUGCCAAAAGAAGCAGGAACACGCUUAUGUUUGGUAGAAAAGCAAGUGUGCAUGGAAACCGCUGAAACGUUGUUUUCGUUAUAUAAUGAGGAUGCUGAAGUUUGGGGCGAUGUGGAUGAUGAUAAUACGAACGUAAACUGUAACUGUAAACCAACCUGUUCUGAUAUCUCAUAUGGGACUGAAUUAUCGUAUAAUAGUCUUAUAUUACAGAUUUUAAACAACACUUUAAGAGAAGAAAUGGAUUUUGAAAAUGUAAAUUAUUCAAUUCUAAUGCUAUAUUUCGAUAAAAGCUAUGUUGAGACGAAAGAAAGAAAUGAGUUAUAUGGAUUUACCGAUUUUGUUUCCAACUUUGGCGGCCUUUUGGGAUUAUUUACUGGAUUUUCUAUAUUGUCGUGUAUAGAAAUAAUUUAUUUCUGUUCAUUGAGACUUUGGCGAAAUGUAUAUCAAUAAUAAUAGAACAAUCAAUAGAAAAUUUUAAAGUACAAAAUUUAGUUAUAUUGAUUUGUAUUAAAGCUAAAUAAUUUUACUA
This is a messenger RNA of Diabrotica balteata, 1748 nucleotides long. The record is from the annotation of a GenBank genome assembly. Lineage: Eukaryota; Metazoa; Arthropoda; Insecta; Coleoptera; Chrysomelidae.